Molecule: messenger RNA, 2179 nt
Organism: Scaptodrosophila lebanonensis
Lineage: Eukaryota; Metazoa; Arthropoda; Insecta; Diptera; Drosophilidae
Exons: 3
Coding region: 1-1374 (457 amino acids)
Source: RefSeq, a predicted model, not a curated record
AUGGAAAAGGAUUCUGCGCGUGCGUAUAACACCAGGUCGAGAACGGCCAGAAAUGAUGAUCCAGUGCUGGAGGAACACCUAGAAGGAGCCGUAGGUUUUUCCACCGGUGGCCUCAUGCACACUCCUCCGAGGCCGUCCAUAGCACCAGCAGUACACUGGGACGCCGAGCCAGUAGUCGCGUCGGUGGUAGAAGCAGCAGUGGCCCAGGCGAACGAAACAUACCGCCAAUCGCAAAAAGAGGGCAUCAACAAAGUGUUGCAGGAGGAAAUCCGAAUGGGGUUUCAAGACUUGAUGGGCGCGUUGAAAGAAGUUUUGCAACCGCGAGAGAAUAGCGGCGAUUCAGCUGCAAAUGGAGCAUGGCAACCGCCAGUCAGCCAGAAUCGGGGUGCGGUGCCAAAACGGCCGCAUCAAUACCAGGCUGAACCUCUAACACCAGCAAGAGGAACUUCGCGUCCAGUAGCAAGGCCAGCGGCAGCUAAUUCCUCCAGUGGAGCUGGCAAUAGCAGCAACACAGCUCGAAAUUGGCAAAAUCCCGCAGCACAGUCGGCCCGUCGAAGAAGCAACAGGCGUAACGAUGGGAGUGGUCAGCUGGACCCGCCUCCUCCCCGCAACACGCCAUUCCUGUUUUUUGGGGCGACGGUGCAGACCCACGAGGCAGUGUUUUCUUUUGAUGAACUGGAGGCCGUGCUGAAACCUGCAAAAGGAAAGGAAGAACCAGAAGCCGUUCGAAGAUUUUCCGGCAUAUCGCCAAGUUUUCGGACAGCGGUGGAACCAUACACAGCAGCUGCAGCGGCCGUCAUAAGUAGCAGCACGAGCCGCAUCGUAGCAGGAGCAACAACGACAGCAGCAGAUCCAGCACCAGCGUUUUCAACGGCAGCAGCAGCAACGACAGUGGCAGCCGGAGCAAAGGCGCCCACCCAAGAAGUGGCAGCAGCAAUAGCGGCGCCACCACAACGCAACAGCAGACACGUCCGUCUGCGCCAUCAGCAGCGGAGGAUAGACAAGCCGGUGAGUCCGUUCCUUGGCCACGCGCCGUGCCUAUUGUUCGCGGUUGAGCAGCGACAUCAGGCAGAGAUCCCGCGCGCCUUACGUCGUGUCGUUUGUAUGGGCUGCGCCUGCAGGGUCCCACACGCCGCCCCAUUGAAGUUUCUGCAAAAGAAAAAAAAGGAAGAUAAUACAAAAGAAAGAAUAUAUACAGAUAUAAUAAAAACCAAAACAAGGCAGAAAGUGGCACCUAAACAGAGCUUGGCGCUCUAUUUAAUUCAAAAAAAAAAAAGUUCACACUCUUAUACACACUUAUAUUGUAUGAAGAUUGCCAAUUGCAGUAGCGCGCAGUGUUUUAUAUGUAUUCUUAUAUUUCUAUUGCGCCCAUGACCGUCGAGAGCUCUCGUUAGGAUUUGGUUAGACAUUUUUCUAUAAAUUUUUGUACCGCGCAUAUUUUUCUCAUACACAUACACAUAUAUCUAUAUACAUAUUUAUUUGCCAUAAGCAUACUUGCAUGUUGGCGCACAUAAAGAACCGCAUUGGCCGUUGGCAAGCCUUCUUUAUUUUGUUUUUAUAUAAAUUAUUAUUGUUCCAUAUUUACAUUGUUUUCACUCACACUCAAUCACACUGAAAUAUAUGUAUGUUUGUAGCCACAUAAACUGAAAAUUAAUUGUUAAUUUUAAUGGUCGCACCGUUGGUGAUGAUGCAUUAAAGCAGCAUCAGUAGGGGCGGGAGACUCACCUGUGCCAUGGAAUAGCCCAAGCACGGUCCAAAAAUAGGGUAUCCAAGAAACAUUUUGGCUUUGGAUACAGGCAGGGAGGGUACGCCUGGGAUAACAACAGCUAAAUCCCAUACAGUUGUCCGAUGCCUCCAAUCCCUGUCCGUCCGCACGUAUAUUAUCUCCUUUUACAGUCACCCGUAUUCGUACGGAUGGCUUGAGGGAGUUAUCCGUUUAUUUGUUUUCUUGUCGCAGUACGUUUCUUUUAGUUUAUGUUAGUUUUUUUGGUUUGUUUACGUUUUGAAUUCGGUUUUGUAUAUUGCGCGUCGAAUUUAUUGUAGUGAUGGCAUUUUGUUUAUCGAUGGAGGAACCGUGUUAUCGGUUAUUGUACGACUCACGCGGGCAUAGGGUUGGAACCACACACCCAAGGAGAAUUCCGAUGAGCCAGCCGGCGUUGCCCAAGAGGAAAAGCGUAGU